Messenger RNA from Aspergillus ibericus CBS 121593, 1221 nucleotides. RefSeq names its product TauD/TfdA dioxygenase family protein. Gene Ontology annotation, molecular function: 2-oxoglutarate-dependent dioxygenase activity. The transcript is spliced from 3 exons. The record is from RefSeq and is a predicted model, not a curated record. Lineage: Eukaryota; Fungi; Ascomycota; Eurotiomycetes; Eurotiales; Aspergillaceae. Gene Ontology annotation, cellular component: cytoplasm. The coding region runs from base 1 to 1065 and encodes 354 amino acids.
AUGGGCUCCAUCACCCCCUCUUCCCCCCCCGUCUACCCCCCCUUCCCCAACACGGGCUCCCUCAAGGACUUCAACCUCGUCCACCUCACCCCCGCCAUUGGGAGUGAAUUCCGCGAUGUCGACGUGACUGCCUGGCUCCGCGAGCCCAACUCGGACGACAUGAUCCGCGAUCUAAGCCUGCUCCUGGCCGAACGCGGCGUCAUCUUCUUCCGCAACCAACACAACAUCACCGACACCCUGCAAAAGGAACUCUGCCGACGCCUGAACGAACUCUCCGGCGCGCCCAAAGAAAACGGGUUCUAUCGCCACUCCUUGCUGGCCAUGCAAGGCGAGGACCCCGAAAUGGGUAAAGUAGAUCCGGAUCGGCUGCGCACGAUGUACAACAAGCCGCUCAAUGGCAUGCCUCGCCAGACGCAUAUCCGCGAGUGGCAUACUGAUUCGAGCUUUGAGUAUAUGCCUCCGAGUUAUACGGUUUUGAGGCUGGGGGAGAUGCCGGAGACGGGUGGUGACACCCUCUGGGCCUCCGGCUACGAGCUCUACGACCGGCUCUCCCCGCCCUACAAACGCUUCUACGACACCCUGACAGCCACCCACAUGUCGCCCGCCCUCGCCGAAGCCGGGCGCCAAAACCCCAAAGGGAUGGAUAGUGGCCCCCGGGGCGCAAGCGGCAACGUGGGACUCGACUUUUGCACGCAGCAUCCACUGGUGCGCACGCACCCAUUGACGGGCUGGAAGGCCGUGUUCGGAUGGGGCACGAACUGUCAUCAUAUUGACGGCGUGACGGAGAUGGAGAGCAAGGCGCUGUUUGAUAAGAAUCGGCGACUGAUCAUGGAUAAUCAGGAUCUGCAGGUACGGUUUCGCUGGGAGAGUACGGGGGAUUUGGCCGUGUGGGAUAAUCGGUGUACGUUUCAUUCGGCGACGCAUGAUCAUUUUGGACUUGGGGAGCGGGUCGGGUGGAGAUGUAUGGUCAUGGGGGAGAGGCCGUUUUUGGAUCCCAAGAGUAAGAGUCGGAAGGAGGCCACGGGGGGGUGGCCGUAUAAGUUGGAGAAUCCGAUUGAGGGGUAGGGCUGUAGCUGCUUCUUCUUCUUCUUCUUCUCCUUCUUCUUCUUCUUCUUCUUCUUCUUCUUCUUCUUCUUCUUCUUCUUGUUGUUGUUGUUGUUGUUGUUGUUGUUGUUGUUGUUGUUGUUGUUGUUGUUGUUGUUGUUGUUGUUGUUGUUGUUG